Microplitis demolitor is the source of this 1437-nucleotide messenger RNA. RefSeq names its product tektin-3. The transcript is spliced from 8 exons. Gene Ontology annotation, biological process: cilium assembly; cilium movement involved in cell motility. The coding region runs from base 1 to 1437 and encodes 478 amino acids. The record is from RefSeq and is a predicted model, not a curated record. Lineage: Eukaryota; Metazoa; Arthropoda; Insecta; Hymenoptera; Braconidae. Gene Ontology annotation, cellular component: nucleus; microtubule cytoskeleton.
AUGACUUGUUUGGAGCCAGUAAUUCCAGUCCGUGGAAGUGAUUGCAAGAGAGUUCAUUCGCUGAUGCCUUGGCGCCCAAAUAUUGGAUAUGAAAACGUUCAAUUGGUUCCAUUAUCGACAAAGUGCGUGUCGAAUUAUGCAUUGGAUCCAGUUACUGAUAUGUCUACAGAGCCGUUAAAAUUUCCAAAUCUUGUGACUGGAUUUCAUCGCAAUCCUGUUCAUGCUUCUCAAUCAGCUCUUCAUACUCGUUACACACCAAACGAAUGGUUUCAAAAACAAAUUAAGUAUUACAACGAAGCUGAUGCUAAUACUUAUUACUCAGAAAGAAUAAGAAAUGACGCAGUCAAGAUUAUGCGAGCUGCAGAAGAAAAAAUUCAUAAUUUCCAACACGACACAGAUCGUAGAUUAGGCGAACGAAUAACUGACGUGACAUUUUGGAGAAAUGAAGUGGCGGCUGAACUGGAAAGACUUAUUCAAGAGUGCGAAAGACUUCAAGAUUGUCGUGCUGUUUUGGAAAAAGCUAUUCAAGAUAUCGAAGGACCGCUGCAUAUUGCUGAAGAGUGUCUUUAUCAUCGGGAAGCCAGGAAAGGCACCGAGCUUGUCCACGAUGAUUCAGAAAAAUGUCUUCUCAAUGAAUUGUCAAAUCUUCGGACAAGUCAAAAAAAAUUAGAAGCAUGUCUCGAUCGAGUCAAAGACCAGUUACGAAAUUGUCGAGCUUCUCAAAAUCAAUUACAACUGGACAUGAAAAAUAAAGAAAGUGCAUUAGGAAUUGAUACUCUUUGCCAUCAACUAAAUAAUUACAGCCAAGGGAUACAAUAUUAUUCGGGUAUUGAAAAAUAUGACCCAUGUGUAUCAGAGCAAGAAACUUGGGCAGAUGCAGCCAAUAGAAUAGUUCAGAAGUCACAAAGUGAACGAGUAAAAUCAUCGCAAUUGCGAGCUGAAUCUGAAUCUUUAGUGAAUCGCGUGUCGAGAGAUAUGUGGGAGUCAUGGACAAACUCUAAUAAUGCAUUAUCUCGUCGUAGCUCUGAAUUGUUGGAAGCUAAAAAUCAAUUACAACAGCAUUUGCAUAAAGUUCAACAAGAAAUAUUUGACGUUGAAAAAAAUAUGGAAAUACUCCGGAAAGCUAUUGCUGACAAAAGUUAUGCUCUCAAAGUAGCUCAUACUCGUUUAGAAGCACGAAUGCAUCGUCCAGAAUUGGAAUUAUGUCGUGAUUAUGCUCACGUUAGCCUGCAAAAGGAAAUUGAAAAUAUUAAUCGUGAGGUAGAUAAAAUGCACAAGAUGUUAAAAGAAAUCGAGUGUCAGCAUCAACGAUUACUAAGAACAAGAAAUGCAUUGGAGCAUGAUUUAGCAUUAAAAAUAGAUGCAAUGUAUAUUGAUAAAGAAAAAGUAUGUGGCUUACGACGUGCAUAUCCAGUAAAUGCACUCUUUAGAUUUUAG